This is a messenger RNA of Eimeria mitis, 2808 nucleotides long. Its product is annotated as exportin, putative. Gene Ontology annotation, biological process: ribosomal large subunit export from nucleus; ribosomal small subunit export from nucleus; protein export from nucleus. Gene Ontology annotation, molecular function: nuclear export signal receptor activity; small GTPase binding. Lineage: Eukaryota; Apicomplexa; Conoidasida; Eucoccidiorida; Eimeriidae. The transcript is spliced from 22 exons. The record is from RefSeq and is a predicted model, not a curated record. Gene Ontology annotation, cellular component: cytoplasm; nucleus. The coding region runs from base 1 to 2808 and encodes 935 amino acids.
AUGCAGACCCUCACAGACCCGCGCGCCCUCCUCGACCCGAAUCUGCCCUUCAAUGAAGCGGCAGUUCAGCUGCUAGACAGAGUGGUGGCGGCUAUGUUCCUCUCCAACGAUAGCGUGGAGCGGGAUGUGGCGCAUCGGGUUCUCGGGGAGUUUAAGAAUAUGCCAAACGCAUGGACGCAUGUUGCUUUUAUCUUAAACGUAUCGAAGGACCCAAACACAAAGUUCUUUGCUCUACAGAUACUCGAAGCAACCAUCACGACGCGCUGGAAUGUGUUGCCUGAGGCCGAGAGGAACGGCAUAAAGGCCUUCGUCACUUCUCUUGUGAUUCAACUCGCAAGCGAUGAAGAAAAACAAAACACAGAAAAACAUUUCAUAAACAAAGUCAAUGAGAAUCUCAUUCAGGGCGUCGAUUCAAAUCGUGUGGCGGGAGUUGGAGUUGUCCAGGAUAGUGAAGAGAGAAUGGCCAGAACGUUGGCCUACGUUUGUGACGGAGCUUUUUUGCGUAAUCACCGCGAAAGUGUUGUUGAGCCUCUAGACAAACAAACCAACAAAACGAGCUGUAUAGACACUCUAAAACUUCUCGUGGCUAUCAGCGGCGCAGGGCAUGAUGAAACGUUUCAGAUUUGUCUUGACUUUUGGUUCUCCUUUGCCGAAACCCUCCUCCACGAAGUCCACCAAGAAGCCAAAAAGAGGCAAGGACAGCGGAAUGCUGAGGGUCCAUUGUUGCUUUCACCGGAUGCCGGAGAAGGUGGAAUGACGCCAGCUGAGUUGUCGUGGCGAGUGAAGGAAUAUGGAGAAGUUUUAAAUGAAGUGAGAGGAGUCCUCAUCAGCCGCAUGGCCAAACCCCAGGAGGUGUAUAUACAGUUCGAUCAAGAAACAGGAGAAGUAACGCGAGACUAUGAAGUUGAUACAGCUGAGGUCUCUCUGUACAACACGAUGCGGUGCACGCAAGUCCUGCUGACGAACUUGGGGCAGAUGGAGACGCAGCGCCUGAUGCUCUCCGUGUUGCAUAUGGAGUGCAUGCAAGCUCCAGUUCAGGGGGAGCAGUGGAAUUCAACUUCUUUGAAUCGCCUUUGCUACAGCAUCGGCUCAAUUAGUGGUGCGAUGACAGAAGCAGUAGAAAGGCCCUUCGUCGUUGAGGUCAUCCGCAGUCUUCUUAACCUCUGUGAAUCUAUGCGCGGAAAGGGCAAUAAAGCUAUUGUGGCGAGCAACAUAAUGUAUGUUGUGGGUCAAUAUCCGCGUUUCCUUCGGGCGUACUGGAAAUUUCUUAAAACUGUAAUUUCAAAAUUGUUUGAAUUUAUGCACGAGUCCUUUCCGGGUGUACGCGACAUGGCAUGUGAAACAUUUCUUAAGGUUGCACAGAAAUGCAAACAAACCAUCGCUGCCUCUCAUCAAGAGGACGAGCGAAACUUCGUGUUGACUGUGAUCGAAAACCACACACAGCAGACGGAGGUUUUGGAUGAGAAGCAGCAACUGCUUUUCUUUGAGGCUGUCGGGCACAUCAUCUCUGCAACGCCCGCUGGAGCUCAAGCGGACUGUAUUGCGGCAUUGAUGGCGAACUGUCUAAACAAAUGGAGUGAAAUCGUUGAAAAAGGAAAAACUAACGCGGAAACACUUUUCUCUAUGCAGGCCGCCCGACAACUUGUACAAAUUAUUCGAAUCAGCCAACGCCUAGCCAAGUCAACGGGCUCUGCGUUUACUCCUCAGCUGAUGCGGCUGUACGGGGAGAUGAUGGAGGUGUACGGGGUGUAUGGACAGAAGAUAGUGACAGAAGUUCAACGGGGCGGGGCUUCACGAAUCAAGCAUGCAGAUGUGAAGUGUCUAUACAUCUUCAAGCGCGAGACGCUGCAUCUCCUUGAGGUGUAUGCGGAUGAGUCGCUCAGAGAUGCACAAGCACCAGCCAGAAAAGAAACAGUUAAAGAGCUCGUCGGCCAGGGGUUUGGGUUUCGGUGCAGAGAUAACACUCCCGAUUCCAGAGACUGUGAAGUGUUGGCGCUCCUUGCGGUGCUCAUGUCUCGCCUCGACACUCACAUCUCCUCGGUGCUGCCGGUGAUCUUUGACUACAUUUUCGACUGUACACUUCAGAUGAUUAAGUCGGAUUUCCAGAGUUACCCCGACCACCGCGAGCGUUUUUACGCGUUGUUGAAGGCGUGCAACCAGCACUGCUUUUCGGGUCUUUUCUCUCUGCCUUCUCACCAACUUAAGGCCUUUGUUGAAUCUCUGGUUUGGGCCUUUAAACACGAGCAUCCCUCUCUGGCUGAGGAGGGCUUGCAGGUCACAUAUGAGUUUUUGCAAAAGUUGAUAGAGGGGAAACGAGAGCUCCUCAACGACUUCUGCAGCACUUAUUACUUUAGUUUAAUGAAAGAAAUACUGCUAGUCUUGACCGACAGACUCCACCGCUCAGGAUUCAAAUACCAGACGUUGAUCUUCAUGGCUCUCCUCCGCAUUGUUGGCUUUGGCUUAGUGCGAGAUGAAGCAAACGGACUCACCCAAGAAAACGUCACCAAAAGUCUUAUUGAUCUGCUCAGCAGAAGCUUCCAAACCCUUAACCACAAGCAAGUUGAGGCGUUUGUCGUCGACCUCUUCAACUUUUGUGGAGAUUCAAACCCCACAAGGUUUCAGCAGCACAUGCGCGAUUUCCUCAUUUCUCUCAAAGAGUUUGCUGGAGACAAUGACGCGCUGUUCGAAGCAGAGAGAGAGGAGGCGCUGGAAAGAGCGCGCGAACUUGAAAAGAAGAAGAGAGGCCAGGUGCCCGGGAUGACGCCCCAAUACGAGUCGAUGGUUUCCAUUCGCAACAUGGAGGACUAA